This is a messenger RNA of Apaloderma vittatum (bar-tailed trogon), 991 nucleotides long. It is a transcript of the gene BMX, whose product is annotated as BMX non-receptor tyrosine kinase. Gene Ontology annotation, biological process: adaptive immune response; peptidyl-tyrosine autophosphorylation; B cell receptor signaling pathway. The record is from RefSeq and is a predicted model, not a curated record. Lineage: Eukaryota; Metazoa; Chordata; Aves; Trogoniformes; Trogonidae. The annotation marks the transcript as partial. Gene Ontology annotation, molecular function: ATP binding; non-membrane spanning protein tyrosine kinase activity. The transcript is spliced from 8 exons.
AAGCAAAAAAGGAACAGUCAAGCAUUACCAUGUGCACAAAACCCCUGAGAACAAGUACUACCUUGCUGAAAACUACUAUUUUGAAUCAAUUCCCAAGCUUAUACACUACCAUCAGCACAACUCGGCCGGUAUGGUGACAAGGCUCCGGCAUGCAGUGUCUACACAAGUAAAUAAAGUCCCAUCCACAGCUUCAUUAGGAAAUGGAAUCUGGGAGCUGAAACGAGAAGAAAUUGUCCUGUUGAGAGAGCUAGGGAGAGGUCAGUUUGGAGUGGUGCAUCUGGGGAGGUGGAAAGAAAAAUAUGAUGUGUCCAUAAAGAUGAUUAAAGAGGGAGCGAUGUCAGAAGAUGAAUUCAUAGAAGAAGCUCAGACCAUGAUGAAACUUAAUCAUCCCAAACUUGUUCGACUGUAUGGUGUAUGCUCCAAAUCGUAUCCCAUUUAUCUAGUGACGGAAUACAUGCCUAAUGGCUGUUUGCUUAGCUACUUAAGGAGUCACGGGAAGGACCUACAACCCCUUCAGCUUCUGGAAAUAUGUUACGAUGUUUGUUAGAGCUGUCAGUUCAUACAUAGAGAUUUGGCUGCUAGGAACUGUCUGGUUGACAGUAAUCUUACUGUGAAAGUAUCUGACUUUGGGAUGACCAGGUAUGUUCUGGAUGAUCUGUAUAUAAGUUCACUAGGAACCAAGUUUCCAGUGAAGUGGUCAGCACCAGAAGUUUUUCAUUACACCAAAUUUAGCAGCAAGUCAGAUGUAUGGGCCUUUGGUAUCUUAAUGUGGGAGGUGUACACUUUAGGAAAGCAGCCCUAUGAGCUUUAUGAUAACAUGCAGGUGAUUGAGAAAGUUUCUCAAGGAUACAGACUUUACAGACCGCAACUGGUUUCAGAUAUCAUCUACCAGAUAAUGUACAACUGCUGGCAUGAGCUACCUGAAAAGCGCCCUGCCUUUUAUCAGCUUUUGUCAUUUUUUGAGGCACUGAGAGAAGAUAACAGAGCUUGA